CAGAUGCCAAACUAUGGUGGCAUGCUCUGAUUCUUAUCUCUUAAACACACUUCACAGGUCACUUCUCUAAUUGGACCUCUCUCUUUCUCACUAUCACUCGUGUUUAUUACAUAUUGUUCCUCUCAGAAUCUCCCUUUCUUUCCACAAAAUUGUCUCUAACCAAAUCACAAAAAAAUGACCCACAAAUUCAUUAUAUUUUUUUCUUUUAUUUCAAAUCCCCAUUAAUAAAAAACCUUACCAACCCAUGAAGUAAAGUAAACUCCUUUCUUCUACUUAUAUCUAAACUCAUCUCUUUUGUCUCUUUUUGUUUUGUUUUGUUUGUUUCAACUAUAUCAUCAUCAUCAUCAUCAUCAUCAUCAUCAUCAUCAUCAGUCUCUCAUUUAACUCAUCGAUCACAAGAAAGUAGCUAGUAAAGGAAGAUGAAGAGAGGACAUGGCGAAACGUGGGACCCACCACGACCUUCUCGUUGUUCCGGUGAAGGUCCUGCAAUGGUGGAUAAGAAGAUGGCUGCUGCUGAUGACAACAACAACAACAACAUGGACGAUGAGCUUCUUGCUGUUCUUGGCUACAAGGUUCGAUCUUCUGAGAUGGCUGAAGUUGCACAGAAGCUUGAGCAGCUCGAGAUGGUGCUUUCUAAUGACGAUGUAGGCAGCUCUACUCUCUUGAACGACACUGUUCAUUACAACCCAUCUGAUCUCUCUAACUGGGUCGAGAGCAUGCUCUCCGAACUUAACAACCCGGCUUCUUCGGAUCUUGACCCGACGACCGGAGGUUGUGUGGAUAGAUCCGAAUACGAUCUCAGAGCAAUUCCGGGUCUCUCUGCGUUUCCAAAGCAGGAAGAAGAAGUCUUUGACGAAGAAGAAGCUAGCAGCAAGAGGAUCCGACUCGGAUCCUACUGCGAGUCGACGGGUGAGUCAACUCGUCCCGUGGUGCUCGUUGACUCUCAAGAGACCUGGGUUAGACUCGUCCACGCGCUAGUGGCGUGCGCUGAGGCGAUUCAGCAGGAUAAUCUAACCUUAGCCGACGCGCUAGUGAAACGCGUGGGAACACUCGCUGCUUCUCAAGCCGGAGCUAUGGGAAAAGUCGCUACUUAUUUCGCCCAAGCCUUGGCUCGCCGUAUCUACCGUGGCUACACCGCGGACACGGACGUCUCAUUCGAAGAGGUUCUUCAGAUGCACUUCUACGAGUCUUGCCCGUACCUAAAAUUCGCUCACUUCACGGCGAACCAAGCCAUACUCGAAGCUGUCGCGACGUCGCGUAGAGUACACGUCAUCGAUUUAGGGCUUAACCAAGGGAUGCAAUGGCCUGCUUUGAUGCAAGCUUUAGCUCUCCGACCCGGCGGACCUCCGUUGUUUCGUCUCACCGGAGUCGGACCACCGCAGAAGGAGAAUUCGGAUUCGCUUCAACAGUUAGGUUGGAGAUUAGCUCAGUUCGCUCAGAACCUCGGCGUCGAGUUCGAAUUCAAAGGCUUAGCCGCUGAGAGUUUAUCGGAUCUUGAACCCGAGAUGUUCGAAACCCGACCCGAAUCUGAAACCUUAGUGGUUAAUUCGGUUUUUGAGCUCCACAGGUUAUUAGCCCGAUCCGGUUCAAUCGAAAAGCUUCUCGGUACGGUUAAGGCUGUUAAACCGAGUAUCGUAACGGUGGUUGAGCAAGAAGCGAACCACAACGGAGUCGUCUUCCUCGAUAGGUUCAACGAAGCGCUUCAUUACUACUCGAGCCUUUUCGACUCGCUCGAAGAUAGCUACAGCUUACCGAGUCAAGACCGAGCUAUGUCAGAGGUGUAUUUAGGGGGACAGAUACUAAACGUCGUCGCGGCGGAAGGAACCGAUCGGGUCGAGCGACACGAGACGUUGCCACAGUGGAGGAACCGGAUGAAGACCGGUGGAUUUGACCCGGUUCAUCUCGGAUCUAGCGGGUUUAAACAAGCGAGCAUACUUUUAUCGGUUUUUGCUGCGGGAGAUGGAUACAGAGUUGAAGAAAAAGAUGGUUGCCUUAUGCUUGGGUGGCAGACGAGACCACUCAUCACAACCUCGGCUUGGAAACUCGCCGGAGCGGCUGAGUCGCGGCGGUAGAGAGAUGAUGAAACCGGGAAAAAAUAAAUAAAUGUUUUAAGAGAAGAAUUAGGGAAAGUGACCGUGACUUUUUUAGUUAUGUUUUUUACUUUUUAACCCCCGAAGUUUUUUGUGUGUUUAACUGUUCUGUCUAAAAGUUCACAACUUCACAACUUUUAUCUUUUUGGACCUUGUGCGUAUCUUUGAGAGUUAAGAGAAUGAGUAAAAAUCUUUGUAUCGUAGCUCGAGCUUAUAGUAGUUUUCAAUAAAUGGAAGGAUAACGAUUCUGUAUG
Molecule: messenger RNA, 2344 nt
Organism: Camelina sativa (false flax)
Lineage: Eukaryota; Viridiplantae; Streptophyta; Magnoliopsida; Brassicales; Brassicaceae
Source: RefSeq, a predicted model, not a curated record